Molecule: messenger RNA, 2253 nt
Organism: Paramecium pentaurelia
Lineage: Eukaryota; Ciliophora; Oligohymenophorea; Peniculida; Parameciidae
Source: the annotation of a GenBank genome assembly
AUGAAAUCCAAUCAUCCUUAUACAAUAACAUUUCCAAUUUGGUAAUGUGAAUAAUGGUCUGCAUUAAAGGGUAGAUUGAAGUUAACAGAUGAAUAAGUAGUUAUUGCUCGAUGGAAUGACACAAGGUUUUUAGAUGAAGAAUUAGCAUUUUUGGAAUCUUAUCAUAGAAUUAAACCUCAUGCAGAGACAAAGUUGCUCAAACCAUAAAUUGGUCUCUUGCCUUCAAUUUUGUAGAUUGUAAGAACGAAUACAUAUACAGAUUUGAUAAUAGAGAAUGUUUCAUAAUGGCUUCUGAUUAAUGGUGACUUGUCGAAACUCUUGUUGAUUUACUUUGGAUAUGAUCUAUAUUAAGGUUUUUCCCCUAGAGAUUGCACAAUUGAAAAUAUUGUUAAGAAUGGUGAUUCAAUAGUAAUUUUAGAUUUCGGUUUAAAAAAGAGACAAGAAAAUUAUUGUGUCUAUUGGAAUCCAUUAAUAUUGAAAGGAAAACCUUGUAGAUCAUCAUAUUAAUGGUCUCUUGGCAUACUCUAUUUGGUAAUGACAUAAGGAACAUAUAUACUUAAUGAAGUACAUAGACAUAUAUCAGACUGGUUGCAAGGAGGUCGUUUAGAUAUAGGAUCUUUAAUUUCUAAUAAGAAACCAACAGUGUAAAAUUUAAUUACAUCACUCUUGAAUCCUGAAAAUCCAAUUCCAUGGCAUUAAAUUCCAUAUCAUUCAGCAUUUAGAGAAGAUAAUGCAUGUAAGUAGAUAUUAAAAGAUUUUUAAAUAAGAUUAAAUAGAAUGGAAGUGAAAUGUAGAUCAUCAUCAAGAAUAAGUAGUAGAGAUGAUUCUAAUUCUCUUAUAAAUUUGGUAUAAUAACCUAGUUGUAAUAAGAAUUAAAAGAUAUCUGAAUAAAAUUUAUUAAAUUAAUCUUUGAUAACUAAGAUUAGUAAUAUGUAGAAAAUGCAUUAAGAGAAUGUUAGAAAUGUAGUUGGGAAUAGAUAUUAAUCAGUAUAGAGUAGAUAAAAGUCAUCAUCUCAUUAAAGUCGUUAAAUGAUUUAAACUUAUAGUAGUAAUAAAUUUAAUAACUUCUUUUCAUCUACUAAACUACUUCCAAAGCCUUAAAUUAAAUCAUAAAAUAAUAGUAAUACUGGAGUAAAGAGUUUUAGGAAUUAGACCUAAAAUACAACAAUUUAUACAGGAUAUGAUUCAUCUAGAAAAAUAAAUGAUAAUAGUUAAGAAUUAAUACAUUAAUAAGGUUCUUAAAAAUAGAUUUCAUAAUCAUUCACAAAAAAUGAAUUCUUUUAUGAUAAAAUUAGAGCGAGAAUAUCAUCAGUUUAAGGUAAUACUAUUAAAAUGUAAGCAAAAUAAAGAUUUAGUUCAUCAUCUUAAAAUUAAAAAUCAGAUUAAAAUAGAUAAUAAUAAGUUGUUUAUAGUAAAGAAUCUAAAAACUAAGAUGAAUUAUAAUAAUUAUAUAAAUAAUCAGAAAAUGCUAUGGAAUAAUACAAAGCUAUUUAUAGUUCUGAUUUGGAAGAUAAUUAAUAGUAAAAACAUAAUUUAGAUGAAAGUAGAAUUAGUAAUGCUGAGAAUUACAUAUAAUUAAUAAAAAGAUCAACUUAAUAAUUGAGUCUAUUUUCUUAGAAAUAUAAUCGUUCUUUGGAUGCACUUAAUAUUAUUGGUUAAACAGUUGCAAAAUGUCUCACUUUUUUUAAUGGUCUAUAAAAUUUCUGGGUUAUUCCUUUAUUUUUAGUUUUUAAGAGAAUGUUAUAAUUAAGAAAAGAAAUUGAAAUAUUAUUAGAAUCUAAAGUUAAUUCAUUUGGUUUAGAUGAAUGGGAUUAUAUUACAUCUUGUUUUGAAUUUUAAAAUUAUUGCAAUAAAGUUAAAUAAGAUAAUUAAUAAGUUUAAAAUGAAUUAAAUUUAUUACUUAAUACAGCAAAAGCAAAAGCUGAUAAAUUAGAUAAAAAUAGAAAAGAUAAAGUUGAAUGGUUUUUAAAUGAUUUUAUUGAUGAUGAUAUUAAAGAUAUAUGUUAUACUUAUUUUCAUGGAUAAAUAUAUUAGAAUAUUAAAGAUAAAAAAGGAUUACCUAAAUAAACUUUAGAAUGGUUAAGACUUCAAAUAUAAGCUUAAGCUUCUUUAAUUAUUUUUGAAUUGCCUAUAUUAAUGUAUGAUAAAGAAAACUUCACUUAUGAAGGCUAUUUAUAAGCUAUGGAAUACACAGAUGAAAAUUAAAUUUUAUAAUACUUAAAACGAAAUGAGUAAUAUCUCGAAAGCAAAUGA